AUGUCCGUUCCUUCUUCAUCAUCCUCUCAACCCUUCGGAGCACUUGCCGCAUUCAUGAGACCACCCCAGCACAUCGGUAUGCAGACCUUGGAUAGGAGUGCCUUUCAACGAGAUGUACCUGUCAUCUCGAUAGCUAUAGAAGCAUCCAAGGUGGGAAAGAUCAGAUCCAAUCUCGCGUUAAGAGGACAAGUCUUGGACCUUCCUAAAGUGAAGCCGAUAGUAGAAUCCCAAAAUAGUGAGAAAGGUAUAAGAUGGAUACGAUUACAUGUCUCUCGAGAGGAAGAUAUACCGUCCGAAACUAGGGAGUUGAUCGAUAGGGAAACAUUGGGUCUGAGGAAAGAGAACGUGCAGCUAGGAUAUGACAAUUGGAACACAUCCGAGAUACUAUGUGCUGUGUUACCAACCACCAAAUCGGAUGAUAUCCCUUCAUCAUUCACUUCCACUGGUCAUAUAGCGCAUAUGAACUUGCGUGAAGAGUGGUUACCUUAUAGGUACCUUAUCGGUCAAGUCAUACUGGAUAAAAAUCCCGGUUUACGAACAGUCGUAAAUAAGUUAGAUACGAUACAUGCUCAGUAUAGGUAUUUUGACAUGGAGGUUAUAGCAGGCGAUAAAGAUUAUAUAACCACUCUGAACGAAUCGAAUUGUACAUUCACUUUUGAUUUCUCACGAGUCUACUGGAACUCCCGUCUGCAUCACGAGCACGAACGAUUGAUCGACCUGUUCAAGCCCAACUCGUUAGUAGCGGAUGUGAUGGCGGGAGUAGGACCGUUCGCUGUACCUGCCGCCAAAAGGGGAAGUUACGUAUUGGGCAAUGAUUUAAAUCCGGAGAGUGUCAAGUGGAUGAGGGAGAACAGGAUUAAAAACCAUGUCGAGAACAACCUUCGUAUAUUCGAACAGGACGGAUCCGAAUUCAUACGCACCAUCGCAUUGGAAGUAUGGCGCAAUCCAUUCAAGGCUAGUGCUCCAGCACCAUCCAAGAGGAAACAGAGGGAAGAGCGUAAAAAGCCUGAGACGUUAGGUGUUACCACUCUGACCAAUUCUCAUCCUCCUCAAGUUGAAGAAGAACAGAAAUUGCCUGAACCACCUAAGAUCAUACAGCAUUUCAUUAUGAACCUACCUGACUCGGCAUUGACAUUCUUGCAUUCCUAUCAAGGUUGUUUUUUACCGUUAUUGAACGAAGAAGAUUUCGUAGCGAAAUACGGUAUGGACGGAGGAAAAUUGACGGAUGAGGAAUUACCGAUGGUUCACGUCUAUGGUUUCACGAAGGAGAUGGAGUUGGAUAAAGCACAAGAGGAUAUACUAAAACGAGCAAGUGAUGAUCUUCGUCAUCCAUUAUCGACAUCCACUCAAGAUUAUAAUCUCCAUCAUGUGAGAUCGGUAGCUCCUAGUAAGGAUAUGUAUUGCUUGUCAUUCAGAUUACCUAGACAAGUAGCUUUCAACUCAGUGUAA
Molecule: messenger RNA, 1449 nt
Organism: Kwoniella mangroviensis CBS 8507
Lineage: Eukaryota; Fungi; Basidiomycota; Tremellomycetes; Tremellales; Cryptococcaceae
Exons: 8
Coding region: 1-1449 (482 amino acids)
Biological process (GO): tRNA N1-guanine methylation; mitochondrial tRNA methylation
Cellular component (GO): cytoplasm; mitochondrial matrix
Molecular function (GO): tRNA (guanine(37)-N1)-methyltransferase activity
Source: RefSeq, a predicted model, not a curated record